AAGCAUGUUCCUGGAGUUGGCCACUGCUCCAUCCUAACAUCUCCCCCAACCCCCACGUUGGGGGUUUUCCUGUCUCCCUUGCAGGAUGCGACCUUCCCCGAAGAGCUCUCGGGGGCCGCUUGGUUGGUGAAGAGCCAGCGUCUGCAUCCUGCCACGGUGAUCCUUUUUCAAGCCGGACAACCCGGAUCGAAGGGGGAGAGAGCAUCAUGUUAGUCAAAGAGUACCGGAUCUGUAUGCCCCUCACCACGGAAGAGUACCGAGUGGGGCAACUGUACACCAUCAGCAAGCACAGCCACCAGGAGAGCGACAAAGGCGAAGGGGUGGAAGUGGUGAAGAACGAACCCCACGAGGACCCCGUGCACGGCCCGGGCCAGUUCACGGAGAAGCGAGUGCACCUGUCCAGCAAGCUUCCCAGUUGGGCACGGGCUGUGACGCCGCGGAUAUUCUACAUCACCGAGAAGGCCUGGAAUUAUUACCCGUACACUAUCACAGAGUACACAUGUUCCUUUCUACCCAAGUUUUCCAUCUACAUUGAAACCAAAUAUGAGGAUAACUGUGGAGACAACCCGAAUAUCUUCCACACUGACAAAAUCUUGGGAGACCACGAAGUGAUGUAUCUGGACAUUGCCUUUGACGAAAUCCCAGAGCGCUACUACCGGAGCCCAGAGGAUCUCCGGUACUUUAGCUCGACGAAAACAGGCCGUGGUCCCCUGCGGGAGGGCUGGCGGACACACACCCAGCCCAUUAUGUGCUCCUACAAGCUGGUGACAGUCAAGUUUGAGGUGUGGGGGCUGCAGACGCGGGUGGAGCAGUUCGUCCACAAGGUCAUCAGGGAUAUCCUGCUGAUCGGGCACCGGCAAGCUUUCGCCUGGGUGGACGAGUGGUGUGAGAUGACAAUGGACGAGGUGCGCCAGUACGAGAGGGAGACGCAGGAGGCCACCAACGAGAUUGUCGGCACGGUGCUGCCCACCGUCUCCAUCCGCGACGUCUGCCUGCCCCCCAACACCCAGAGCGCCCCCUCCAGCGCCCCUUCCACGCCCCUCAGCGGGGAGGCCCCGGACUUCCUCAGCAUACCCAAGGACAGGCCACGGAAGAAAUCUGCGCCCGAGAUGCUGACGCUGCCAGUGCUACGGGAGGGUGCCAACGCGGAGUGACGGCCCACCCUCCCGACCCCCCUUCCAUGUCUCCCUUCCCCG
Molecule: messenger RNA, 1196 nt
Organism: Heteronotia binoei (common prickly gecko)
Lineage: Eukaryota; Metazoa; Chordata; Lepidosauria; Squamata; Gekkonidae
Product: cytoplasmic phosphatidylinositol transfer protein 1-like
Exons: 9
Coding region: 207-1154 (315 amino acids)
Biological process (GO): phospholipid transport
Cellular component (GO): cytoplasm
Molecular function (GO): phosphatidylinositol transfer activity; phosphatidylinositol binding
Source: RefSeq, a predicted model, not a curated record